UUAGAAAAUGGAUUUUGUAUUUCGUACCUGCACUCCUGGGGCUGCUGCUGAGGGUGUACGGGAUCAGUAUGCCGAUGGAAAAGCUGCUGAAGUCUGGAAAACUUUAAUUGGAGAUAAAAAACAACGUACUCUAGUUUACAAAGACUUUUUAGUGGGUUUGUUACGUGAAAAGGGGUGCAAAAGAAUCCUUGAUGUUGCCUGCGGCACAGGAAUUGACUCUGCAAUGCUCAUUGAAGAUGGAUUCCAAGUUGUCAGUGUUGAUGCUUCUGAUAAAAUGCUCAAAUAUGCGCUCAGUGACCGCUGGGAUAGAAGAAAAGAACCUGGUUUUGAUAAAUGGGUGUAUAAAUAAGCUGUUCAGUAACAUUGGUAUCAGUCUUAACGAGUCUCACGACUAAAUCCAGUCCAAUAGUCUGGUAAAUU
This is a messenger RNA of Microplitis demolitor, 420 nucleotides long. RefSeq names its product glycine N-methyltransferase-like. Gene Ontology annotation, molecular function: identical protein binding; glycine binding; S-adenosyl-L-methionine binding. NCBI's taxonomy places the organism in Eukaryota, Metazoa, Arthropoda, Insecta, Hymenoptera, Braconidae. Gene Ontology annotation, biological process: regulation of gluconeogenesis; S-adenosylmethionine metabolic process; one-carbon metabolic process. The record is from RefSeq and is a predicted model, not a curated record. The coding region runs from base 8 to 349 and encodes 113 amino acids. Gene Ontology annotation, cellular component: cytosol. The transcript is spliced from 2 exons.